This is a messenger RNA of Pecten maximus, 1879 nucleotides long. Its product is annotated as ras-related and estrogen-regulated growth inhibitor-like. The transcript is spliced from 6 exons. NCBI's taxonomy places the organism in Eukaryota, Metazoa, Mollusca, Bivalvia, Pectinida, Pectinidae. The record is from RefSeq and is a predicted model, not a curated record. Gene Ontology annotation, molecular function: GTPase activity; GTP binding. The coding region runs from base 137 to 922 and encodes 261 amino acids.
CAGUAGGAUAUUAACAUUUAACUUAAAGGAUAUCAUAUAUAUUCCAGGAACUGUGAAGACAUUAAAUAUAAGAAAACUAAAAAAUUAUCAUUGAUUAUAAUAUAGUGUGUACACAGUGCUAUGCGAAUUCGCCAUCAUGAGGAACGACGGUUUGAGGUAUCAACUGGAAAAGCUCAAAGAGAACAUGAGAAACAUGUCAUCCCCCAACCUUCUCCGCAAGAUAUCCAUGUCGUCAAAGCAACGCCCAUUCCGUGUGGUUAUCCUUGGACAAAACGGAGUUGGAAAAUCAGCUCUAACCGUGCGAUUCCUGACGAGAAGAUUCAUUGGAGAAUACGACCCUAACUUAGAGAAGACGUACAGCUGUAACAAAUGUAUAGAUGGAGACAACGUCACUAUCGAGGUCCUAGACACAGCAAUACAGGGUGAAAAAAAUAAAACGGAAGAGAACAUCAAGUGGGCAGAUGCUUAUGUGUUAAUGUACUCGGUCACUGACAGCUGUAGUUUCAAUGAGUGUAGCCGAAUCAAGUUCCUUAUAAACUCUUACUGCAAACGAGUGCGUAAGAUGAGCAUGGCGAUGGACAGUGGCCCACAGGGGGCGCCAUGUGUACUGGUUGGAAACCAGAAUGACAGACUACACGACCGAAUGGUCACGGAGGAAGAGGGUAAAUCACGCGCCGUGGAACUUGGCUGUUCUGCCUUUUAUGAAAUAUCGGUGCGGGAAUCAGUAGACAGUGUUUUUAAAAUAUUCGAAGACAUGUAUAUUUAUCACCGGAAGACGAAGAAGUCAAAACCGUUCUUAUACAAACAACAAUCGAUGCCAAGUAUUGUGUUGGAACAAACAGAUUCUGGAGACAGUUCGGAGGGCGAGUCGAGGGUAAGGGGACUGUCUCGAAGGCGGCAAGCUCUUUAUACUAUCAGCUAACGCAACCUUCACUAGAUAUUAUUAGUCAUUAUGAGGGUUCUGACUCCAACAACGGAUACACAUAAUGUCUGUUUGAAUUGUGCAUCAAAGGCUGAAAGGAUAUUGUCUUCACAAAGAGUUCUGCCACAACAGAUGGGCGAGAAUGAUCUUUUGGAUAUAUUUCAGAAAGAGUUGGGACUUUAUGAGGCAUGCUGACAGUUCAGUGGGUAAACAAUAAUGGUUGAAGGUGCUGGAGGUUUCUUGUAGUACAUGUUAUCAAGCACUGAACAUUGUCACUCCUAUUAUUAUGAGUCAAUGGUGCCAGAGCCAUUGGUAUACACCAGACAGUGAGUGAUCCUUUUCAUGGUUCCAGCUCAAAGAAUGAGACAUCAUAUCAUUCAAAUCAAUCAGAGUUACCUCCCUUACUUAUCGUGGGAGAUGUCCGGUGCUCAGAAUGCAAAUGUGAAAAGGUCGACGGAACGAAUUUAGUUAUUUGGUUAUUUUUUUCUGCUUCUUGUAAUUGUAAAGUAAAACACGAUUAUACGAUAUAAUAUCACUGAUAUAUAUUUUGUAUGUUCAUGUUAGUCACGACUACAGUAGACCAUGAACUUUUCCACAACUACAGACCUUUAUAAUCUUCUGAGAACCGAUACAGAACUACUUAUAAGCUGUACACACAAAACUUUCUAAACAUCUACACAUUCACUUUUUAUAAAUAAUUCAUGAACCUCUAUAUCAACAUGAGUAAAAUCUCGCUUGUCUGAUUUGGUUUUCAACUGUCAAAUUUGUCAACACACUGUACAUGUUUUUCAUGAUUACAUAAACCAAACAUUCUUAAAAUGUUGAAAUAAAUUGUCCCCAGUGCAAUGGAAAGCAGUAUAUAAUUUUUUAAAUCGUAUUAUCAAUUGCACAUAAUAUUUAGCAUUGAAAGAGUAUAUAUGUAUAUAUAUAUGAGAGAGAGAGAGAGAGAGAGAGAGA